AUAGCCACAUAUGUGGUCUUGGUGAACACGUUAAUAAGUUAUUAGAAAAUAAGGCAUUUAUAGAACUGUAGCAGUAAGCGACUACUGUAAAUCGUGUUUACGUUUUUCACAAUUUUACUGGGGGGACUUGUGUUAAAACAGAAUGGAUUGCGGCUGCUGUUAUUUACUUUGUUAAUGGAGUUCAUAUGAGCAUUAUGGAGCGAUGACCAACCGGUCCUUUUCUGGGCGAAGAGACAGCGCUGCCGUCCAGGCCUGUUGUGACCCGGAACAGAACCCCUAAGUCUUGGGAGCAGUCGGUGCUGGAUUAUUCUGGGGGGGUGGUGGGAAGGGAGAGGUACCGUGACACUGGCAGUGACAGCGUGGGUGGAAGACGGCCCACAAUGUUCGCCAAACUGAAAAAGAAGAUUGCGGAAGAGGCCGCCACUGCCCCUCGGUCGGGCGGCCGCAUCCCUCGCUCCAUCAGCAAGGAGUCCAUCACCUCGGUGGGAGCCGACUCUGGCGACGACUUCGCGUCGGACGGGAGCAGUUCCAGGGAUGACCUUUCCUCCCAGGUGCUCCGGAGGAAUGGUCAGAUCCGCAAGCUGGAGGCCAGGCUCUCCGACUACGCUGAGCAGCUCCGACUUUUGCAGAAGACCAAGGACAAGCUUGAAAUUGCGUUAGAAAAACACCAGGAUUCAUCCAUGAGGAAACUGCAAGAUCAGAAUGAGUCGUACCAGGCCAACAGAGCCAAAAUGGCUGAAGGCAUGGCCUUGGCUCUUGAAAAGAAGGAUCAGGAAUGGCUUGAAAAGAUGUCAGUGCUGGAACAGGAGAAAUCCGCGCUGUCUGCACGGCUCGCCGAGAUGACAGAGCAGAGCCUCAGUCUGUUCCAGAAGAGGGACGACCUGGACGAGCUGGAGGGGUUCCAGCAACAGGAGCUAGCUAAGGUGAAACACAUGCUGAUAAGGAGGGAGGAGCAGCUGGGUCAGCGGGAGCGGGAGCUGCAGCAGCAGACUGGAGAGCUCCAGGUAGCCCGCAGGAGGCUGGCUGAAGCCCAGGACAAGCUGGGGCAGCUGGAAGAUGAAAGGCAGGAAAGCUCCAGGCUCUACGCAGAGCUGCAGGCCGAGAGGCAGGAGCUCCUCGGUAUCCGAGAAGAAGCGGAGGAGAAGAUAACUGAGCUGGAGGGGAGGGGCCAGGAGCUCCAGAGUGUCAUUCAGCAGGUGUCUGAAGCCUUUCAGAAGUCGCAGGGUACGGUGGCUGGGCUGGAGAACUCUCUCCACUCCCUGGAGGCUGACCACGAGGCUCUGAGGCUGCAGCACGAGCAACACCGACAGAAGGUGCUGGUGGCCGAGGAGGAGAAGGAGCGGCUGGUCUCCGACCUGCAGGAGAAGGUGUCCUCCCUGGACCGCCGUCUCCAGGGCAACCUAACGGAGGACGAGCACCUGGAGGAGCUGCUGAAGGAGAAGUGUGCUCUGGAGCAGAAGGUGGAGGAGGCGCGGGCGGAGCUGCUGGAGACGCGCACCAGCCAGACGGAGGUGGUGAGCUCUUUAGAGGCGCAGAUGUCCCGGCUCAACAGUAAGGUGGCCGAGCUGCAGGCCCUGCUGAGGCAGAAGGAGGAGAGCUGGACCUCCGACAGGGAGAGGACGGAGGCACAGAUCAGCGCUCUGGAGCAGCAGCUGCAGGAGAGCAGUGAGAGGCUGAGCAGCAGCGAACAGCAGGUGGCCGAAAGAGACGCACAAAUCCAGAAACUGCAGGCAGAGUGGAGCAUAGAGCGGGAGCGGCUUCAGCAGCAGGGCCUGGAGAGGACGGGGUGCCUGGAGGCACAGGUCACCGCUCUGGAGACGGCGCGAGACCUCGACCGGGCCACCGCCCAGCACCGCAUUAGUGAGCUGGAGCAGGAGGGCGAGGCGCUGCGUGAGUCCAGGUGUGAGGUGGAGAGCGCCCUGAAGACACAGACAGAGGCGCUGGAGCAGGCCAGGGCGGACUUGGGCAGCAGGCAGACAGUGAGUGUGGAGAUUGCCAAGGCCCUGGAGGAGACCAGGAGACAGAGGGAGGAACUCCAGCAGCAGGUCGGGGAGAUGACAUCCACACUGAAGGUCAGGGAGGAGGAGAUGGCCAAGGUCACCCAGCAGCUGGGACAGCGGGAGGCAGAGCUUGUCACUCUUCAGGAAGAGCUGCGGACUGCGCAGACUGAGGCGGAGGGUCUGCGCAGACAAGCGGAGGAGAGGGAGGUGGAGAAGGACUCCCAGCUGGCCCUCCUAAGGGAGGAGAUCGUGACGCAGACUGAUCAGCUGGACUCCUGCCAGUCUCGGGUCUCAGACUUGGAGGUUGAGGUGGAGACGCUGACGGAGCAGCUCCAUGCCCCGGAGGAUUGUGGGGAGGAGCAGAACGGGGCUGUGACGGUGGAAGACUUGGCUCACAUGCACAAAAUGAACAAAGAGCUGGAGCAGCAGCUGAGUGAGAAGAACAAGACGAUAAAACAGCUGCAGCAGAGGCUGGCCGAGCUGAAGAGGACUCUGCAGAAAGAGCUGAAGUUGAAGCCAGACCAAGAGUCAGAGGGGAGGGAGAAGCCUCCGGAGGGAAGAGUGGAGAAACCAGAGGGGCCAGAAAGGCCAUUCCCCGAGGCCCUACCCCAGGGCGUCUCCACCGCCACCGUCACCAACAACUCUGACCUCAACGACUCCCGCGAGAUCAACUUUGAGUACCUCAAGCACGUGGUGCUGAAGUUCAUGUCCUCCAGGGAGGCUGAGGCAUACCAUCUUAUAAAAGCCGUGUCAGUGCUGCUAAACUUCACUCGUGAGGAAGAGGAGAUGCUGAGAGAGACUCUGGACUACAAGAUGUCAUGGUUUGGAUCAAAGCCAUCUCCAAAAGGCAUCGUCCGACCGUCUAUUUCAGGAGCCCCGUCCCACUGGAGCUGAGUUAUGGGAGAAAAGGGCUCUCUGACCCCAAUCCAUAUCUCCCUGUCACUGUGGCAACCAAGCCUGUCUUUUUAUAUCUGAGACGCUUUUUAAUAAGGACACUGUUGAGAUCUUUUAAAUACUUCCUCCCGGAUUCCUGUGUAGCUUCAUGCGUCUCCUUUUGGGGAUCAAUGAUACUCUUUUUCUUUUUGCUCUUUCAUUUUUCGUCCUUCUUCUGUGAGAGAAGAAAGAACAGUCACUGGAUGGAAAAGGCUCCUUUAAGCUGAUUGAAAGGGACAAAUCGCAAGUAUUUUAUUACUGGCUAUUUAUUUUUGUCAGUGAUGUCCAUUGACUGGGUACCCUGACUGAAAGACUCAUCAGAGGUGACCUACAUGACCUUUCACCAUGUAAGGGCAUCCCUGUUCAAAUGGAGAUUUGGAAGAGAAGCAGACCUCGGUCUUGUUCUGGGAUGAAAGGUUGGGGGGGUUGCUAUGAAGUUUGUAGCUCUGCUCUGGAUCCAGACUUAACAAACAACUGCCGUAGCACCAACCUAAUGGAAAUAAAACCAGUAAAGAUUUUGACACCAGGAGAGUGCUGCUGGUUGAAGUUUUGGAAGUCAGACAGGAAGUAGGGAGGGUGUCUGGAAUCUUUGGGUCAUAUUUUGGGGUUAGAGGACUAUGAGGUUGCAGCCUUGAAUUCCUGGCUGGGUGCUCCUGUUUGCACUUCAGUAAAAUGCUUUAGUAAAUACUCAACUUUAUAAACGGGUAGAACGGUUACAGUAUAUCAGCUCUGUAGGUUUCCCUGGGUAUUAUGGUUUCCUGCUAAGCAGAAUACCUAACAGUGUGACAUGUUAAAACCUGAUUGGUUAUCACAAGAGUCAGACACUAUUGUUAGUAGAAAAUUGACAGAGAUGCUUUGGUUUUUUAAAGCUGAGUCUGUUCAUAACUAUUCAUUAUCAAAUAAUUAUUUGACUAUUGUAUAUUAUUAGAGAGGUAUUGCAGUGUAUACGAGGUCAUUGAGAAUGAAGCAUCUUCCUGACCAUCUACCCUGAACAUCAGAUGCUAAAAUUGAGGACCGUUUCUGCUAUGAUUUGAACCUGCAUUGGCUUCAUAAGUGGUCCAAGGCUAUCAGGUUCUCUAUGCAUCUAUGUAUGUGACCUAAUUCACAUCAGGCAGGACAGUUUUCCCACGAUGCUAUGCUUUCCUACUUGUUAGCAGAAAGGAGUGGUGUGAGUAAGGUGCACAUUUUAGGGAGUGCAGGAGAUGCAAAAGUAAGUUUGGAGCCACUGAGUUUCUUCUCUGAAAUGUGAAUUUCACACAGGGAAACCCUCAUGAAGCUUCAUUCAAGUGGAUGUAAGUAGAGGGUGUUUUCCCAGAAUUACCCAUCACAGUCAGGGUGCUGGGCCUGGCCCUCCCACCCACCCUGCAGGCUCGCUAACCCAAGACCUGCACCCAACAUCAUUCGCCAUGGGAUCGCCUCCAUUCACCACCAACAUCACUCGCCAUGGGAUCGCCUCCAUUCACCACCAACAUCACUCGCCAUGGGAUCGCCUCCAUUCACCACCAACAUCACUCGCCAUGGGAUCGCCUCCAUUCACCACCAACAUCACUCGCCAUGGGAUCGCCUCCAUUCACCAACUUGGACUGAUUCACAUCUAGAAGCCAACUUCAACAGUGUGGCAUUGGUUUGCUAGACUUCUUUGCUUCAAGGACCUAAGGACCUUAUUGGUAAAUGAAUAAUUGUAUUAUGAGGUUUUCCUCCCUCUCCUUCAGUGAAAGGACAAGAAGACAUUAUGAGCAUGUGACUUUGUGAAAUUAAACGCCCUUCUGAGACGCGAUCAUGACACCCCACUCCCUCUCCAGUGUGGCAGACCAUGACUAUGACCUGAUGGCUUUUCAGGUAUCUUUUUACUUUUUUGCAAGUUUAUAUGAAUCUGAAGAACACGAUUCUCCCCAUCAGAGAAUUUGCCGCUUUUAAGACGAGUGUGUGGACCUUUUGAAAAGGACGGACGCAGCAGAGAGGACCUGCAGUUUCCUGGGACUGGGGCAAUGUGGGGAGAUGUACAGCUCUUUAAAUGUAAAGCUGAAGGUGCAUCUAAGCAAGCAAAUGAAAUGAAAAUUCUGGGAAGCCUACCUUUACAUGCCUUGUGUUUGUGUAAAAUACAUUCCAUAAGAUUAUUUCUAUAUCAAUAACUGUACAUAACAUUGAGAAAUUUAUAAAUCCCUGGAUGUACAUUACUUCGGUUGAAGCUCUUGCCAUAUUUUGUUUAUAUAUUUAAAAAUAUAUAUACCAUAUGUUUAGAAUAUAUGAAACAGUAUUUGGUCUGUCUUGAGCAUUGGAAGGAGAAUUUGCCUCACUGUCCACUUGUUUUAUCUGCAAGGAUCCAGUGUACUAUUCAUCAUUUUAUUUGUAGAAAAUGAGCAGAAAAUGCCUGCCUUAUACUGGAUGGCCGUGUUGGUAAAUGGAGGGUUAUUGUGAGGCUGAAAUUGGCUAUUGAAAUGAGGUUUGCACAUCCAUCAGCCUCAAGGUUCAGGACGUACAGACCAAAGGCACACUGACACUGCUCUUGGAUAUUAAUGGCCUUCAUUAAAAUGUAGAACCUUUUGUGUUGCAUUUUACACCCCCCAAGAAUGGUUAUAUGAAAGUGGAUAGUGUGUCCAGGGACAGGGGAGAGAAGAUGAUUCUUACGAGACUGGAAAGUUUUUUUCUUUUUUUUUUUUUUAGAGAUGUGGUCCACAGAGGCAGUGAAGAUGUGGCUUUUCGUUACGGUUGCUGCCCACAUGGUGUCUGUAUGCAUUACCUUGAUUCACUUGUGUUUUUUGGAGCUUGUCUACAGGCAUGCUUGUCAAUGAAAAGGGCAUCAUUUUUUAUUUUGCACUGGGGAAACGUAACGCGCUGCUGUGUUGAACGGUCCCGUUUGGAACGCGCGUGCCGCUAAGCUCUGGUAGAGGAAUGCAGGAAGCUUAUCUCCAUUUAGCAUCGCUAGCCCUGAUGUUUAUUUAUGAGACUGCCUGCGUGAAUUGAAUUCUCCACUACGAAUCCAUGGAGCCAGCACAAGACAAACGCGUGUUGUGAGAGUCGAGUGACUGAUGCACUUUUAAAACCGGUACAUUUACUGCCCUGUUAGUGCCCGACUUAUUCAGGCUCUUAACCUGAAUGACCACUACAGUGCACCGUAUAAUUUAACUAAUAAUUCAUCAUUUAAUAUUAUUGUUUCUGUACCACUACAAUAAUGAACUCCUCUUUGUUUUUUUUCUCUUAUAUGUUGUAUAAAACAUAAAAUCUAUAUUUUCCUUUUCUUUUAAUGCUUGGGGACUAAUUUGUAGAUGUGCAUACCUGUAUAUUCUUUUUGGUUUGAUUAAAGUUUGACUUUUAA
Messenger RNA from Conger conger (European conger), 6249 nucleotides. It is a transcript of the gene golga1, whose product is annotated as golgin A1. The transcript is spliced from 24 exons. Lineage: Eukaryota; Metazoa; Chordata; Actinopteri; Anguilliformes; Congridae. Bases 381 to 2894 code for a protein of 837 amino acids. Gene Ontology annotation, cellular component: Golgi apparatus. The record is from RefSeq and is a predicted model, not a curated record.